Molecule: messenger RNA, 1212 nt
Organism: Mya arenaria
Lineage: Eukaryota; Metazoa; Mollusca; Bivalvia; Myida; Myidae
Product: visual system homeobox 2-like
Exons: 5
Coding region: 1-1212 (403 amino acids)
Biological process (GO): regulation of transcription by RNA polymerase II
Cellular component (GO): nucleus
Molecular function (GO): DNA-binding transcription factor activity, RNA polymerase II-specific; sequence-specific double-stranded DNA binding
Source: RefSeq, a predicted model, not a curated record
AUGAACUUUCCAGCACCUAGUCCUCACGCGUUCACCGCUCUUGGAGUCGGUGCGUCUGGCCCCGGGGCCGCACUAGGACUUCAUGGACCAGCUCUUCCGCUUUCCUUGCCACAAAGACAUUCAUUCGGGAUUCAGGAACUUCUUGGCCUCAAUAGCCCUACCAGCUCGGACAGAUGUCGGCCACCCGCACCAAUGACGUCAGAUUCGUUUUUGUCGGCGUCGGCGUUUCUAGCAUCGUCGUUCUCACCACCGCUCUCUCUGACGUCCAUGGCGUCUGGACUGAACUCGGCGGCGUUUUCGUACAUGCCGUGGAAGUCGAGUUUAAUGAACGCGCUAGGUGGAUCCGCCCAAGGGUUACUGAAUUUCCAUUCGCCCAUGCCACCAGCAUCAUCUCCAAACAAUGUUCUGUCAAAAUCAGACUAUAAAUCAGGACUUGACGCCAGCUUCGCCAGUGACAAAAGUUCCGAUUCCAUCGAAACGAGUUCUGUUGGUGGAAAGAAAAAGAAAAAGAAGAGGCGACACAGGACGAUCUUCACGAGUUUCCAACUAGAAGAGCUGGAGAAAGCAUUCAAGGACGCCCACUAUCCUGACGUGUAUGCUAGGGAGGUGCUCGCCCUAAAAACCAACCUCCCAGAAGACCGGAUCCAGGUCUGGUUUCAAAACCGUCGUGCCAAAUGGAGGAAGACCGAGAAGACCUGGGGUCGAUCCAGCAUCAUGGCCGAAUACGGGUUGUACGGAGCGAUGGUGCGCCACUCGCUUCCUCUUCCGGAUACCAUACUGAAGAGCGCAAAGGAUGGGGUGAUGGACUCUUGUGCACCGUGGCUACUGAGUAUGCAUAAGAAAUCAGUAGAAGCUCAAGAAACAUUAGGUAGCGACAUUCCCGGGGAACCGAAGAUGAGCAUGGCAGAAAUAAUUCCACAGGAUCCAAACCAAAACGACGAGACAACAAGCAAUUUCGAAACGACCCGAAACCGAGGAGAGACGAAGGACGUUCGUUCCGAGAGCAUUGCUGCCCUUAGAGCGAAGGCAUUGGAACAUAGUGCCAAGUUAACGAGCUGCGACAGGCAUCGUACAAGUAGUGGACGCCAUUCUGCUGACUCUAAUGAUAUAACUGACCACGAAAACAAUAUUAUAUCUAUUGACGAUGAUGAUUAUAAAAGUGGGUUUGCUAAUCCCAAGAAUGAACAUGAACGACGUUUAUCUGUUUCAUAA